This is a messenger RNA of Trichoderma atroviride IMI 206040, 3166 nucleotides long. Lineage: Eukaryota; Fungi; Ascomycota; Sordariomycetes; Hypocreales; Hypocreaceae. The record is from RefSeq and is a predicted model, not a curated record.
AUGGUGGCCUCACGAAAUGGGUCGCUGGCGGCCUCAAUCCUGCUCGCCGCAGCCAAUAUCUUAAUACCUUUGUCUAUUCUCGUCUUCGCCACUGGUUUCUUCCCGUAUAAGCCGUUUAUUCCCGGGCUGGCAGAGUUUGAGGCCCUCGAAUACGGACCUCCGCCCAAGGCUCCCUUUGAUAGACUCGUAUUCAUGGUAGUUGAUGCGCUGCGGAGUCUCAUCCGCGAUGGGAGUGCCAUUCCCUUUACUGCCAAUGCUCGGUCUCCCACCGUGACGAUGCCCAGAAUCAAGGCCAUAACGACAGGGUCUAUUCCUUCAUUCGUGGACUUGAUUCUCAACAUCAACGAGGCAGACACCUCGUCCACGCUGGCUGCGCAGGAUACGUGGCUCUCCCAACUCAAGGCAAAAGACACGGGCAAGCUGGUCAUGUACGGUGACGAUACGUGGCUUAAAUUAUUCCCCGAUACGUUUGAUCGUCAUGAUGGCACUUCAAGCUUCUUUGUUGCAGACUUUACAGAAGUCGACAAUAAUGUCACAAGGCAUAUCAAUGAUGAGCUUCAUAAAGAUGACUGGAACCUCAUGGUACUUCACUAUCUCGGCCUCGACCACAUUGGCCAUAAAUCAGGACCUCGCAGCAGCCACAUGCCAGCCAAGCAGCGUGAAAUGGACGGCAUCGUCCACCAACUGUUUGAUGCGUUGGAAACGCAGCGCCACCUCCAAUCAACUCUAAUCGUCCUCUGCGGUGACCACGGCAUGAACGACGCAGGAAAUCACGGCGCCUCAUCCCCAGGAGAAACAUCACCCGCUUUAGUAUUCAUGUCACCAAAACUCAAGGAGAUUUCGCCUAAAUACUCUGCCCCCGCACAACCCAAGAACGAAUUCGAUUAUUACUCCACGGUAGAGCAGUCUGAUAUCGCGCCCACGCUCGCUGCUCUCAUGAGAUUUCCCAUUUCAAAAAACAACCUCGGGGCAUUCAUCCCGGAAUUCUUGCCCUUUUGGCCGCGUUCCAGCGACAAGGUGCAGAUCCUCAUUCGCAACGCCAGACAAAUCCUCAACAUUGUCACCGCGGCGUUUGGGAGCGAACUCUUUGACGCCCAAUCACCUGUCGACCCCUGUGCUUCCAAAUCCGCAACAGACGUCAGCAAACUAGCUUGUGAAUGGCGCAAAAUCAACUCGGAAGCAGCUCACCAGGCCAAUGCCAAUGAGGUUGAUAAAGAAUGGCUCUCGGCUACGUCUGCCUGGAUUCGUGAGGCUCAAGAUCUCAUGAGCAGCAUGGCGUCAAACUACGACAUGUCGAGGCUAUCGCUUGGCCAGGGCCUUUCAGUUGCUGCCGUGGUUGCUAGUAUAGCCAGCUUGGGAGUACAGGGCUUCAGGAAGGCGGGACAUGUGCUUCCGCUCUUUUUACUCGCAGCGUCCUAUGGCCCUAUGAUGUUUGCUAGUAGUUAUGUUGAAGAGGAACACCAUUUCUGGUACUGGGCAUCCACCAUCUGGCUGGCCUAUCUCGGCGCCAAACAAGUCCAACGGUCCUCGCGCAUCUUCUCAGCAGCAAGCCACAUAACCGCCCUCGCCGCCCUCAGACUCAUCCGAAGCUGGAACCAAACCGGCCAGAAAUUCGCCGGCGAGCCAGACACCGUCAAGACCUUUCUCAUUCCCAACCCCGAGCUGCUAUGGGUCAUCAUCACUCUGACUUACGUCGUGGUCACUUUGCAAACUCUGCAGAGCUUGUCGUCGGCUGGCUUGCCCUUCAUCUUGACGACUUUUGUAGUGCCGCUCUUGUUUUCGGCUACUCUUGCCUUUAAACUGGCCUUCACUGCGGAAGAUGCCCCUGAGUUGGUUGUUGGGUUUGCACACAGGCUCCUCGAUAUCCUCCAGGGCCCAUCCCUCAUCUUCAGAGCGAGGAUCAUCUUUGGAUUACUCGCAGCCUUGUUCAGCUUUGCCGUAUACCGAGCAAAAACCGGAGGACCCCAAACAACUCAAUCAGCCGCUCAUCUAACGCACCACCUCAUCACCCUCCUCGCAAUGACCCAAUCCCGCGCCACAAACAUCCCCCUCUUCCUCCUCUCCACCCUCAUCCUCCGCACCCUCCAAUCCACCACCCUCUCCAUCGCCCAAAUCACAACCUCGUCCAUCCUGCUCCAAUACGCAACCUUCUUCGCCUCCGGCGGCUCCAACGCAAUCUCCUCCGUCGACCUCUCCAGCGCAUACAACGGCAUCAGCGGCUUCAACGUCGUCGCCGUCGGCGUCCUCACCCUCGUGAGCAACUGGGCAGGGCCCAUAUUCUGGACGUCGGCUACGAAUUUGUUGUUGCUGAGGGAGUAUCGCCUGCGUGGCCGGGCGGAUGCAUUUCGCUAUCAUCUCAUCUUGUUGACGGCCUUUGCGGCGAUGAGCGUGGCGUUUGUCAUUGCGGCGUGCACGGCGCUGCGAACGCACUUGUUCAUCUGGACCGUGUUUUCGCCAAAGUACUUGUACUGCAUGGCGUGGAGCUUGGGGCAGCAUUUGUUGAUCAAUGUGGCUUUUGGCGGCUUGUUAUUCUGGAUAGGUACUUGAGCUGACCAAGGUGAUUCGUCCUUAAACAUAAUAUGUAUUUAUGCUUGAAUUUAAAUCGUGUAAUAAACAAAAGAUGUAAUUGCAUCAUUGACAUCGUAAAGAAGCAUAGCUAUAUUCCCAAAGCACCACAUAUGUACCUCUCCAAAACAAGCACCUUUCCCAAGCCAAUUUGUUUUCGUGAGACGUUAUCCAUUUAUCCCUUGCCACUCCUUUAAUACACAUCUUCCAUCUUGGUGUCCUCAUCAGACAGUUCUACUAGCGAAUUGUCGUCUCUGUGCUCUGGUAUCACCGUCCCUUCAUCAUCACUGCUCUCCUCCUUUUUGAUCUUGGGUGUGCCUCUUGUUCUCGAGGACUUUACUACUGGCUCUUCUGCCUCCUCAGGCUCUUCCGCUUCCUCUGCCUCCUCUGCUUCAGGCUCUGGUUCCUCUGGCUCUUCAGCUUCAGCCUCUUCAGCCUCUUCCGGCGUGCUGCGUUCUGCAGUUUCAGAUGUGCUACGGCCGUCACGGUUCAGCGCUGGCCGCUGUUCUUCAAGGCUGUUGACAAUCUUGCCCAGGCUGACGUGAAUCUUGUACAGCGCAUUGCGGCCGGUAGUAUCAGUCACAAGGCCCUCCUCGACAGC